AUGGACCUGGACUCCAACCAGACGGACGUGGAUGAGCACCACGUCCUGGGGGGCGGCGUCGACGGCUACGGCGUCGCCAUGGCGAUCCUGUACCUGGCGGUCUGCGUCCUGGGCCUGGCGGGCAACUCCCUGGUCAUCGUCGCCAUCCUGAAACUGGACAAGAUGGCGUCCUCCGCCACCGUGUACAUCCUGAACCUGGCGGUGGCCGACGGGCUCUUCAUGGCGGGCCUGCCCUUCAUCGCCAGCCAGAACUUCCAGAACCGCUGGGUGUUCGGCGACGCGGCGUGCAAAGCGGUGAUGGUGCUGGACGGCAUCAACCAGUUCACCAGCGCGUUCUGCCUGGCGGCCAUGAGCGUGGACCGCUACAUGGCGCUGGCCGACCCGCUGCGCUUCGCCCGCUGGCGGACGCCGCGCCGCGCCAAGGCGGUGGCGGCGCUGCUGUGGCUGUUCUCGCUGCUCACCAUCCUCCCCAUGGCGCUCCACUUCUCGGCGGAGCGCGGCCUGUGCGUGCCGGACCUGGUGUCGGGCGCCCGCUGGCUCGGCGUCCUGUCGUACACCUUCGUCGCCGGCUUCGCGCUGCCGUUCGCCGUCAUGACGGCGUCCUACGCCGCGCUGCUGCUCGGGCUGAGGGCCCGGCGGCGGCGGCUACGGGCGCCGCCCGCCGCCGACCCGGAGAGCCGGCGGCCGGAGCGGCAGGUGGCGGACGCGGUGGUGGCUGUGGUGGUGGUGUUCGCCGUGUGCUGGCUGCCGUUCUACGCCUUCAACUUCUGCUCGCUGCAUCAGAGCGGCGUGGCCUUCGCCCGCGCCUUCGAGUGGGCGGUGCUGCUGUCGUACUCGUGGAGCUGCGCCAACCCCAUCCUCUACGCCUGCCUCUCCGACGCCUUCCGGAGGCACUUCCGCUCGCUCCUCUGCCCCGCCGCCAAGUCACCUCCCAGCAUGCAGUGCGACACCGAGCGGUACGACUUGAACGACGCGGGCGAGCGGGAUGCGACCGUGCUGGCGUGAAAAACUGACGUCGCUCAAGACCUUCUUUCAACAUCGUUACUUAUUUGAUGUUUCGUAGAUUUUGUUCUUUUUUUCCUUCUUUUUAAUGUCUACAAUUGUAUAAAUUGUCCAUAUUUUUUGCCAAUUUACUGAAUUUGAGGUUAUUUUGUUCACCGGCGUCUCCACUGUCGUACUUUCUCACUUCCCCCGAGUUCUCGCCACACGUUAAGUCAAAAGCAGAAGGAGAGGAAGAGAGAAAAUGCAUAAAAAGAGCAUCGGUCAGAUUGACUACCCAGAAUCCUUUGGGAGAACCGCCUAGAAUUCGUCUCCGCUGCAAAAAGGACGAAGGAAACGAAGGAAACGAGGCAGGAGAGGGAUGAAGUGUGAAACAGGACGGUCCAGCUGCAUUAUGUCCUGUUGUGGGAGUCUAUCAGUGUGUGUGUGUGUGUGCGUGUGUGCAUGUGUGUGUGUGUGCGUGUGUGUGUGUGUGCGUGUGUGCAUGUGUGUGUGUGUGUGCGUGUGUGUGUGUGCCUGGGUGGCCGUGUUCAUGCACCUGCAUGCAUGUUGGGAGCCCCGUGUGCUACAGGCGUGUUCGGCUUGAGGAUUUACCCAAAGACACUUUUCAGGAUACGGACAGGUGAACAACUUCAGCAACACGUUUUCUUUGGAUUUUGACACGUCGUUUUUUCUCCUUUUCCUUUGCCCCGCCCACUUUUAGCUUGAAAGAACAAUGCAAAAAAUGUUGCGAAAUUCUAAAAAGCAGUGUUGGGUUUAGCUUGAUGAAAAUGAAUCGUGAGGAAACAGGAUGGCUUCAUGAAGUCACGCAGAGGCAUCCAUCACGCCGAGGUGCUGUCUGGGUUUUAAAACUCAUUCGGCCAAUCAGCAUCGCCGGUGAGUUCACGGAAACACGCCUACAAAUCAGGAAUAAACCGACCACGAUGUAUCCGAUCACCAGCAGGAGUUACACAAACAGAUGUAAAGGAACAGUAAACAGAACACACACACAAACACACACACACACGCACACACACUUGUUAAAAGCACUUUUGUAGAAACGCAUAUCGGCCGUGUAAAUUUACAUAAAUGAGAAAAAAGUCAGAGCACGGAAAAUAACACGUGUUUUGUAAACCCUGAGUUUAACGAGGCGAUCAGGACCCGGGGACAUUUAUAUUGAUCCUAUAUAUUGAUCCUCUCCUCACCACAGAUCAAUCAGCCGUAUCGACUGUAAACAGAUGCUCGUGUUUUAUUCGUUUCUGUCGCCAUAUUGUACAAAAUACUUGUUUUAUUGGUGCAGAUGAUGCAAAUGUUAUGAAAAGAUUGAAAGAUGAUGUAUUUCUGACCCUACUGAGUCAUAGUACAACACUUUAGUACAACUAUGUUAAGUAUGUUCUAUGUUGUGAUCUGUCGUGUUGCAUUGUGGGAAAUACAGGACGAUGUUCACGUCGUGGUGUCUCUACGUCUCCCUUCAACCACUUUAUUGGAAGCUCAAUAAAAACUUCUUUUUUUUAAAGCAUGUUGUUUAAUGACGGACAUUCUUACGUCUGUACGAGAUGAAAUACUUUCCCCCGGCGAGCUUCCUGUGAUCUUUUUUAAAAAGAGCUAAUAAACCCCCGGCCGCAUCUCCUGUGAGUUUAAAGACACUUGUGGAAGAAUUUGACGGCCAGUGAGGGGUUAACGCUCAGGGGUUCAGCCCAAAAGAGCCAAAAACACACAAAUGUUUGUUUUUUAUUGCAUGGCAAAAGUAUGUAUCAUAUUAAAAAUAGUUUUGACAUGACAUAGUUACUUGUUAUUUAAAUAUUCUUACGGGGGUUCUUUUAUAAAGAACAUGCAUAUGAAAUCACUUGUAACCAUGUUCAUAUUAUAAGAAACUAAAGCUGUUGGAUCUGGAUUUAAAUCUUUGUUAAGCAUGAAA
This is a messenger RNA of Pseudoliparis swirei, 2896 nucleotides long. Its product is annotated as somatostatin receptor type 5. The transcript has a single exon. Gene Ontology annotation, molecular function: somatostatin receptor activity; neuropeptide binding. Gene Ontology annotation, biological process: regulation of insulin secretion; neuropeptide signaling pathway; cellular response to glucocorticoid stimulus. NCBI's taxonomy places the organism in Eukaryota, Metazoa, Chordata, Actinopteri, Perciformes, Liparidae. The coding region runs from base 1 to 1005 and encodes 334 amino acids. Gene Ontology annotation, cellular component: membrane; neuron projection. The record is from RefSeq and is a predicted model, not a curated record.